This is a messenger RNA of Rangifer tarandus platyrhynchus (Svalbard reindeer), 1989 nucleotides long. The record is from the annotation of a GenBank genome assembly. Lineage: Eukaryota; Metazoa; Chordata; Mammalia; Artiodactyla; Cervidae.
AUGGACGGUAGCACCUGGAGCCCCCUGGCCACGACCACUGCCGAGCCCCUCAAGGCCUAUGAGCGCAUCCGCAAUGCAGCUGACAUCUCUGUCAUCGUCAUCUACUUCGUGGUGGUGAUGGCUGUCGGACUGUGGGCCAUGUUUUCCACUAACCGUGGGACCGUUGGAGGCUUCUUCCUGGCAGGACGAAAUAUGGUGUGGUGGCCGAUUGGAGCCUCUCUGUUUGCCAGCAACAUUGGAAGCGGCCACUUUGUGGGACUGGCGGGGACCGGAGCAGCUGCAGGAAUUGCCACUGGGGGCUUUGAAUGGAAUGCCCUGGUUUUGGUGGUUGUGCUGGGCUGGGUGUUUGUCCCCAUUUACAUUAAGGCAGGGGUGGUGACGAUGCCAGAGUACCUGCGGAAGCGAUUUGGAGGCCAGCGGAUCCAGGUCUACCUGUCUGUCCUGUCCCUGGUGCUGUACAUUUUCACCAAGAUCUCGGCAGACAUCUUUUCUGGGGCCAUAUUCAUCAACUUGGCCUUGGGCCUGGAUCUCUACCUGGCCAUCUUUAUCUUAUUGGCAAUCACUGCCCUUUACACAAUCACAGGGGGCCUGGCGGCUGUGAUUUACACAGACACCUUGCAGACGGUGAUCAUGCUGCUGGGGUCUUUCAUCCUGACUGGGUUUGCUUUCCACAAAGUGGGAGGGUAUGGUGCCUUCGUGACAAAAUACAUGAAUGCCAUUCCAACUGUGACAUCUUAUGGAAACACCACCAUCAAGGAAGAGUGCUACACCCCAAGGGCUGACUCCUUCCACAUCUUCCGAGAUCCUCUCAAGGGAGACCUGCCCUGGCCUGGGCUCAUCUUUGGGCUGACCAUCAUCUCCCUGUGGUACUGGUGCACAGACCAGGUCAUUGUGCAGCGCUGCCUCUCCGCCAAAAACAUGUCGCACGUGAAGGCCGGCUGCAUCAUGUGUGGGUACAUGAAGCUGCUGCCCAUGUUCCUCAUGGUGAUGCCAGGGAUGAUCAGCCGCAUCCUGUUCACAGAGAAAGUUGCCUGCACCGUCCCCUCAGAGUGCGAGAAAUAUUGCGGCACCAAGGUUGGCUGUACCAACAUCGCCUACCCCACCUUGGUAGUGGAGCUCAUGCCCAAUGGACUGCGAGGCCUGAUGCUGUCGGUCAUGCUGGCCUCUCUCAUGAGCUCCCUGACUUCCAUCUUCAACAGCGCCAGCACCCUCUUCACCAUGGACAUCUACACCAAGAUCCGGAAGAAAGCGUCUGAGAAAGAGCUCAUGAUUGCAGGAAGGUUGUUCAUGCUGGUGCUGAUCGGUGUCAGCAUCGCCUGGGUGCCCAUCGUGCAGUCAGCACAAGGCGGACAGCUCUUCGACUACAUCCAGUCCAUCACCAGUUACUUGGGACCACCCAUCGCAGCAGUCUUCCUGCUUGCUAUUUUCUGCAAGAGAGUCAAUGAGCCGGGAGCCUUUUGGGGAUUGAUCAUAGGAUUUUUGAUCGGGGUGUCCCGUAUGAUUACCGAGUUUGCCUAUGGAACUGGGAGCUGCAUGGAGCCCAGCAACUGUCCCACGAUUAUCUGUGGUGUCCACUACUUGUAUUUUGCCAUCAUCCUCUUUGUCAUUACUAUCACCAUCAUCCUGGCCGUCUCCCUCUUCACCAAGCCCAUUGCAGAUGUGCAUCUCUACCGCUUGUGCUGGAGCCUGCGUAACAGCAAAGAGGAGCGUAUUGAUCUGGAUGCAGAAGACGAGGACAUUCAAGAUGCCCGGGAGGAUGCCUUAGAAAUAGAAGCUUCUGAGGAGAAAAAAGGAUGCUUCAGGCGGGCCUAUGACCUGUUCUGUGGCCUGGACCAGCAGAAAGGCCCCAAAAUGACGAAGGAAGAGGAGGCAGCCAUGAAGCUGAAGAUGACAGACACCUCGGAGAACCGUUUGUGGCGGAUGGUAGUGAACAUCAAUGGCAUCAUUCUGUUGGCCGUGGCUGUCUUCUGCCAUGCCUACUUUGCCUGA